AUGAAUCGUAGGUCCCGAAGAACCGUCAACCAGAUAGUGAUUUUCCUCGUCAUCCUCUCAUUUAUCCUAUAUAUCAAUCGCCCCCAGUCCGAGGACAAAUCGUUCUCAUGGACUAAAAUUCGUUAUAAAACAUCUGCCACCAACAUUCCAGAGGCGCGUGGAGCUUGCCCCAAACUAUCCGGAUCCAAAAAGCCUGCUUUGGUAGUAUCCAGAGUGGAAGCGGAUGGUGACCCAAGCUGGCUCGAUGCGCUCUCGAAGAAAUACCAUCUCUGUGUUUACAAUGUCGAUGCCGCAGCCGACAAGACCUCGUCCACCUUACAAGUGCCCGCGAACCGCGGCCACGAGGCAAUGGCCUAUCUGACCUUCCUCAUUGACAAUUACGCGUCCAUCCCAGCCGCCGGGGCUGUCUUUGUGCAUGGGUCGCGAUGGGCGUGGCAUAACGACGCGCCCGACUACGACAACGCGGCCCUGCUGUCGAGGCUCGAUGUUGAACGCGCACUCGCGUCGAAGGGUUACCACAACCUCCGAUGUGACUGGAGUUCGAGCACGUGUCCUGCUUCUGUUCCCGCGCAGGGCAGUCUAGAGUUACGGCUGCAGUCUACCGUGGAGCCAUGGAGCGCGAGAGUCGCUUCUGAUAUUGCGCUGCCUCGCGCACUGGUGGCUAUUUUUGGUGGCGAUGAAUUCCCGUCCACUUCCGCAUAUGCCAAAGCCAAGCUUCAGCUUCGCCGGUCGGACGCUGUCAGGGCGCAGUGCUGUGCGCAAUUUGUUGUCUCGCGGGAGCGAAUAUGGCAGCAUUCGCGAGACGAGUACAUCGCGCUGCGACAGUGGCUGCUUGAUGGCGCCAGUAAUAGCGAUGGUUCGGUUAAUUCUCGCCGGGGUGCCAGGAGCCAGUCUGCACCGCCGGAUGACAGGGUCGCCGGUCGAAUCCUGUCCUAUAUAUGGCAUAUCUUAUUCGCCCGGCCGGGUGCUGAUGGUGAGAUUCAUCUGGGAGAACUCAAUAAAGAGGCCUGUCCCAGCGCAAAGGACUGCUAUUGUGUUUUGUACGGGCGUUGCGAUCUUACAUGUUUCAGCCCCGGGGAUUGUCAAGGACAGUACCAAGUACCGCCGAACUACAGGUUGCCAGACGAUUGGGAAAAUACUCAUUCAUGA
Molecule: messenger RNA, 1149 nt
Organism: Penicillium chermesinum
Lineage: Eukaryota; Fungi; Ascomycota; Eurotiomycetes; Eurotiales; Aspergillaceae
Product: DUF3431 domain-containing protein
Exons: 1
Coding region: 1-1149 (382 amino acids)
Source: RefSeq, a predicted model, not a curated record